Lycium barbarum (goji berry) is the source of this 1470-nucleotide messenger RNA. RefSeq lists its product as uncharacterized. NCBI's taxonomy places the organism in Eukaryota, Viridiplantae, Streptophyta, Magnoliopsida, Solanales, Solanaceae. The record is from RefSeq and is a predicted model, not a curated record. Gene Ontology annotation, molecular function: protein binding. The transcript is spliced from 6 exons. The coding region runs from base 95 to 1297 and encodes 400 amino acids.
UUGGAUUCCUCUGUUGAAGCAACACCCUAGUUGAAAUUUACCUUAAUCCUUAAGCCAAAAAAAAAAAUAAAAAAUUGUCUUCAUCUUUGAUCACAUGGCUUCACUAAUUUCUACCCUCUUUAUGUUCUUCUUCAUCAUCAUCAAUAUAAGUUUUACCUCAGUUGUUGGUGAAGUGAUCUUUGAAGAUGGUUACUCAGUCAGCACAGUGAUUGAUGGCCACAAGCUUAAUAUUAACCCUCACUCAAUCAUCCCUGUAUCUGGUGGUGAAGCUAAUCUCAUCAUUCUUGAUACUUCUGCCAGUACUUUUUACACUUUAUCAUACAACAAAGGCUCAGAUUUUUCUAUUACGAAGUUAACUGGUAGUGGCAUUGGCUAUGUGGAUGGUUCUCUGGAUAAGGCUAAGUUCUACAAUCCGAAAAGCUUUGCUGCUGAUUCAAAAGGGAAUAUUUAUGUUGCUGAUAUUAAGAACAAGCAUGCAAUUAGAAAGAUUAGCAAGUCAGGUGUUACUACCAUAGCAGGAGGUUAUUCACCAACAGCAGGCCGUGCUGAUGGACCUGGAUUAAAUGCCACAUUCUCAGAAAAUUAUGAGCUUUCUUUUAUUCCUGAAAGAUGCACUUUAAUGAUCUCAGACCUUGGCAAUAGUUUAGUCCGUGAAAUAAAGCUCAAGGCUGAGGAUUGUUCAAGAGAUUCUCAUUCUGAUCUAAGAGCGGUUUCUACAUGGCUCUUAACUGUGGGGCUUCCCUGCUUGGUCUGCUUGAUUCUUGGGUUUGUCAUUCGUCCUUAUGUUAUCCCAAAUGAUCACAGCAAUCGUCUUCAACACAACAUGACAUGGAAGCACUUCCUAAUCAGUCUGGAGAGACAAGUUCUGAUGUUCUGCUUCGGCAUCAGAAACGUAGUUGUUGAUUCAAAUAUCUAUUCGCUUUUAAGGAAGCUCGUAUUGCUUAGCUUCUCCCAUCUGCGUCUAAUGUUUAGUCCUAAAGUAGUAGUAUGCCAGACUUCUCGUAGACAACCAGCGCCUCUUUUAAAUUCUGAUGACUGUGGAAUCAAAGAAUUAGCAAACUCGCUGGUGGUAGCUAACAGUUUAGGGGAUUUGAUAACUUUUGAUGGAAGUUUAGACAACUCUGAGCUGACUACUAGUCAAGAUGAUGUGGUGAAGGAAAGUACCGAUGUUUCUGUUGUAGACAGCAUGAUAUUAGCUAAUAUAAAAGGGUUUGCAGAGCAAGGGAAUGCUUCUUCAGGGCCUGAAGUUUCACAUAGCAUUUUGAGCUUAGUUAAUCAAAAAAGGAAAAUAGUAUAGUGAAGUCUAGUAGUAUUAAUGUAUUGUUAACUUUUGCAACUGUGUUGAAAGUAGUCAGUCUAUCUGCUAUCACUUUCAUGUACAUAGUAAGGACCAGCAAAUGACAGCUCCUUUUGAGUUACUAUUUCUAUUGUGUUUCUUGUUUGAAUGAAGUGAUGCCUCUUUUUGGAAAA